Frankliniella occidentalis (western flower thrips) is the source of this 1276-nucleotide messenger RNA. RefSeq lists its product as uncharacterized. Bases 321 to 659 code for a protein of 112 amino acids. NCBI's taxonomy places the organism in Eukaryota, Metazoa, Arthropoda, Insecta, Thysanoptera, Thripidae. The transcript is spliced from 3 exons. The record is from RefSeq and is a predicted model, not a curated record.
AUUUCUUUUUGCGUUGGGAUCGCUAAGGACGAGGCUUUAAAAUGGUGUAUUAGCGGCAGCGACGCGGCUAACGGUAUGGCUGCUGUCGUCCGCUAAAGUUUAUUCAAGAAAAAUUUUCUUCGCAAAAGUGGAGGAAAUUUGCGAUUUUCUCAAAAUCUGUUAGUUUGACAGUAAUGUCACUGAAGUAAAAGUUGUCAGGAAUUUCCUUACGCGUCGAAUGAGUGGUGUACGAGGUACGCACGGCUAAUUGAAGCCGAGUAUCAGGUCGAUGAUCCACCCUGUUGAAAAAACAAAGACCUGAAGAAAAUCUGAACAAAACAAUGGACAAGUUAGCAGUUGAUGAUGCUGUAGAAAAGGCCCUUUUAAAGCAGCUCAAGAAGUUCAAUGUCACUCAAGUGUAUGGUCGCACAGUGUCUAAAAGGAGGACUAAAUUUUCACUGUCCUAUGACAUUCCACCUCCCAACUACCUUUCUGGAAGCAAGGGAACAGCAGCUCAGAGGGAGCACUUUGCAGCUACCCUGAAUCAAAUAACCUUCAAAGCUAUGGGUAUGAAUUUCAGGGUGAAAUGUAUUCGUCAGUUAACAACAUUCCGUAAAGAUGAAAACACGCAUAAGUGUGUAAAAGACAUAUUUUAUCUUGUGAUCAUCACAAGUGUUUGAUUACUGCUCUUAAGUUAACUUUUAUAAUUUGCUUGAGGUGAUACAGCAUUAAUUUUAUGCUAAAUGCAGAAAGGAAAAUUGAUUGGUCGCAAUGAAUUAAUAUUUGUUAAAGAUGCAGAACAGAUUAAAAAUUGACUUAUUACCAGCUUCUUAAGUACUUUGUUUAUAAUAUAUACCUCACCUCUCAAAAAUCAAACAAAAAACAAUAUAGAUCGUAGGCCUGAAGCCAAAAAUCCAUCUAAUACAAUGAGCAUUAGUUUAGGUACACUCAGAUAUCAUUUUAUUCCUAGAACAUACCAUCUACUGAUAAGAAUCCGUCACCAGUUCAUCGUCCAACAGGCAGGGGCCCAAGUUCAUGUGGAUAAGGGACGUUGACCUGCACCUCUGGUGUGUGCUGAUUUGAAAUCGGAAGUCGGGGAACUUAGCCUGGAAGAAAUCCACGCUGUCUUGUUAUUGGUCCCAAACCCUUCUGUCUCACAGUCCUCACAUUGAUACUUACAUUAAAAAAGGAUUUCAUAUCCUUCUUCUUUUGCUCCGGUGUCUCAUUCAGCCAUACUUCCUUUGACUUCCCCACCAAAUGCCAAGGCACCGAAAAACGGUACACCGCAUAUCUGAUU